AAGGAAAAAUUGUCUGGGACAAAUUUCCUGGAUUGGCACCGAAACCUGAGGAUUGUCCUCAAACAUGAUAAAAAGUUGUAUGUCUUGGAGACUCCUGUUCCUGAAGAGGAACCUCCUAAAUUUCAAAAGCAACAUGAGAACAUGGCAGCGUUCGAUAUGAUCGAACACUUGAAGAUGCUUUAUCAAGAGCAAGCAAGGCAUGAGAGGUUUGAAGUUUCAAAAGCCUUUUUUCAAAGCAAGUUAGCUAAGGGAGCCCCUGUAAGUCCCCAUGUGCUCAAGAUGAUUGGGUAUGUGGAAAACCUUGAAAGGUUGGGUUUUCCCCUUGGAAAGGAACUUGCGACUGAUUUGAUCUUGCAAUCAUUGCCAAAUAGGUUCAAACAAUUUGUCCUAAAUUUCAAUAUGAAUGAUAUGGAUAAACCUCUUCCUGAACUGCUAGGCAUGUUAAGAACAGCUGAGCAGAAUCUGAAGAAAAAAGGGAAGUCCAUUCUGUAUUUAAGCCUAGAGUUUGAUGACCAUCUGAAAGAGUGUGGGAUCCUAUCCCAACUCACUCCUCCUGGAACACCCCAAUGGAAUGGUGUAUCUGAGAGAAGAAAUCGAACCCUGUUAGACAUGGUCCGAUCCAUGAUGAGUCACGCCGAUCUUCCAAACUCCUUUUGGGGACAUGCACUAUUGACAGCAGCUUACACACUUAACCGUGUUCCAUCCAAAAAGGUUGAGAAGACACCAUAUGAGAUAUGGAGUGGUAAGAAACCACAUAUGUCUUACAUAAAGAUUUGGGGUUGCGAGGUUUAUGUGAAACGACAAAUUUCAACUAAGCUUGAGCCCAAAUCUGACAAAUGCUUAUUUGUGGGGUAUCCUAAAGAAACAAGAGGGUAUUACUUCUACAAUCCUUCUGAGGGCAAAGUGUUUGUCGCUCGAACUGGAGUUUUCCUAGAAAAGGAUUUUAUUUCCAAAGGAACCAGUGGGAGGAAAGUAGAGCUU
Molecule: messenger RNA, 981 nt
Organism: Lathyrus oleraceus (garden pea)
Lineage: Eukaryota; Viridiplantae; Streptophyta; Magnoliopsida; Fabales; Fabaceae
Exons: 3
Biological process (GO): DNA integration
Molecular function (GO): nucleic acid binding
Source: RefSeq, a predicted model, not a curated record